AUGCUCAACACUGGAGUAUAUACUUUUCGAGCUCAAGGUUCUAUAUAUCAUAAGAUAGGCAAACUACUCCCAUCUACAUCGGAAUCUCGGCCACAAUUCCUUCAGUUGUACAUAUAUGACACUGAGCACGAGGUUAAGAAUCGUCUUGCAGAGAAUAUCACAUUACGACAAGAUAUUGUAAAACGAGUUAAAGCCAUUCUUGAUCAAUGCAAUCCUUUUGUUCAUAAUCUUCGAAGUUUGGCUCAGCAAGAAAACGUACAAGAUUGUGCCCUCCGUAUUAAUGAACAACCAUCAGACCGACCGCAAUAUUGUCUUCCUACUGCUUCUCAUGCGGUUGUCAUUGUCGGUGGAGAAGAAGUUGCAAACUUAAAUCUAAGGGAUAUUUUAGUUCAAUCAACUUCGGGGCAAUUAAUGACUGUGUUGGAUACUGCUGGAUACUAUGAUCCUCUUCAGUAUCCAUUACUCUUUCCAUAUGGUUCCUAUGGAUGGUCGAUAAAUAGUCUCGAUAAUAAUGGAAGAACCAUACCUUGCCGAGCAUUCUAUGCCUAUAUCAUUCAAGUACGACAAUGUGUCAUAUCCAUCAUCUUAAUGGCUGGGCGCUUAUUUCAACAAUUCAUUAUUGACAUGUUUGUGAAAAUUGAGGCAAAUAAGCUAAGGUGGAUUCGAGAUAAUCAAAAUACAAUUAGAGCUGAAUUGUAUCAAGGACUUCAAGAUUGUUUAGAUGUCGGAGAACUCAAUCCAGUGAAUGCCGGAAAAUCAACCAUUCUACCUUCUUCGUUUGUCGGGUGUCCAAGAGACAUGAAUCAAAGAUUUCAAGAUGCAAUGGCAUUAGUUACACAUUAUGGAAAACCAGAACUCUUUUUGACAAUGACAUGCAACCCAUCGUGGAGAGAAAUUGUAGACGAGUUAUUGCCAGAUAAACCAAAAUCUCCGGAAGAGUAUGACACAUUUGUGAGAGCCGAGAUACCUGAUAGAGAUGAAGAACCACGAUUAUACGAUGCUGUUUUGAAGCAUAUGAUCCAUAAUCCGUGUGGUGAAGGUCGUCGAAAUUCUACUUACAUGGAAAAUGGGGUUUGUAAACUACCUUUACAUGAGAAUAGUGCAACCUUCGUUGAUAAUGGUUGGGUUGUUCCAUAUAAUUCAUGGUUGCUACUAAAAUAUGAUUGUCAUAUCAACGUAGAGAUCUGUAGUAGCAUCAAGAGCGUCAAAUAUUUGUACAAGUACGUGCAUAAGGGUGUAGAUCGUGUUUCAAUGGAAGUUCCAGCAGGGGCUGAAUACAAUGAGAUUCAACAAUAUGUGGAUGUUAGGUGGGUAUGUGCACCUGAAGCCUUAUGGAGGAUAUAUCAGUUUCCCAUUACUCGAUUGUGUCCAUCUGUUGAUCGAUUACAACUACAUUUGCAAGAUUGA
Molecule: messenger RNA, 1407 nt
Organism: Chenopodium quinoa (quinoa)
Lineage: Eukaryota; Viridiplantae; Streptophyta; Magnoliopsida; Caryophyllales; Amaranthaceae
Exons: 5
Coding region: 1-1407 (468 amino acids)
Source: RefSeq, a predicted model, not a curated record